Molecule: messenger RNA, 4312 nt
Organism: Bufo bufo (common toad)
Lineage: Eukaryota; Metazoa; Chordata; Amphibia; Anura; Bufonidae
Gene: JADE1
Product: jade family PHD finger 1
Exons: 11
Coding region: 291-2795 (834 amino acids)
Biological process (GO): regulation of transcription by RNA polymerase II
Cellular component (GO): histone acetyltransferase complex
Source: RefSeq, a predicted model, not a curated record
UGUUCCCCUCCUCUCCCCUCCCUUCUGGAGCGCUGGGUUUUGGCAGCAGAUCAAAGUGCUCCCCCCUGUGGCAGCAGUGACCCAGAAACGAGUUUGAUUCACCGAGUCCUUCCUCCAUAACAAGUAAAUAACGUCAGUCAUAGAGUGCAUGUGUGUGUGAGAGAGGAGCCACAAUCCGCUGCCGCUGGGCUGGACCUUCUCUACACAUCACCCGCUGGAGCGCAGUGUGGGGGGGACACGGAGCCGCACCACCCCCCGGGCAGGUCGCCUGUUGUAUCCCUGUGCCGACCAUGAAACGUACACGACUACCGAGCAGCAGUGACGAUUCUGACGGCAAUGCCAGCCUGUCCACAUCUUGGUCUCAGCAGACAAGGUCUCGACUUGGCAGAAUCUCAAGACAUGAAGAUCAGAAGGCCUCUGAGGUGUUCCGAACAGACCUGAUCACGGCCAUGAAACUGCACGACUCCAACCAGCUGAACCCAGAGGACUAUUAUGUGCUGGCUGAUCCGUGGCGGCAGGAUUGGGAGAAGGGGGUGCAAGUGCCUGUGAACCCAGAGUUUGUCCCAGAGCCUGUUGCCAGGGCUAUUGCCGAGAAAGAAAAGGUGGUCACUUACACUAGACCUCGAAAGUACAUCCAUUCGUCCGGGUCCGAUCCUCCUGAGCUGGGAUACGUUGAUAUCCACACUUUAGCAGAUGGUGUGUGUCGCUAUGACCUAAAUGAGAUGGAUGUUGCUUGGCUGGAGAUGAUUAAUGAAGAAUUCAACGACAUGGGUAUGCCACAACUGGAUGAAUACAUCAUGGAGCGCAUGAUGGAGGAGUUUGAACAGAGAUGCUAUGACAAUAUGAACCAUGCCAUUGAGACAGAGGAAGGCCUCGGAAUAGAAUAUGAUGAGGAUGUUGUAUGCGAUGUUUGCCAGUCCCCAGAUGGAGAGGAUGGCAAUGAAAUGGUCUUCUGUGAUAAAUGUAACAUCUGUGUUCAUCAGGCCUGUUAUGGCAUAUUGAAAGUGCCAGAAGGAAGUUGGCUGUGCCGGACCUGUGCCUUGGGGGUACAGCCAAAAUGCUUAUUGUGCCCUAAGAAAGAAGGUGCCAUGAAGCCCACACGGAGCGGCACUAAGUGGGUCCAUGUCAGCUGUGCUCUGUGGAUCCCUGAGGUGAGCAUUGGGAGUCCAGAGAAGAUGGAGCCCAUUACAAAGGUAUCUCACAUACCUAGCAGUCGCUGGGCUCUCCUCUGCAACUUGUGCAGUGAGAAGUUUGGGGCCUGUAUACAGUGCUCUAUUAAAAAUUGUCGAACUGCUUUUCAUGUCACGUGCGCUUUUGAUCAUGGCCUGGAGAUGAAGACAAUCCUGACAGAAGAAGACGAAGUGAAAUUUAAAUCUUAUUGCCCAAAGCAUAGCGGAAGCAAAAAAACAGAGGAUGGCAAAAUCAUUGAAAACACCAGUGAUUUCUUUGGAGCAGCCAAGGCUUCUUCAGAUUGUUUGGACGAUUUACAAGGUCUUGUUGCCUGCCAACAGGAGGCCAAGCAUGGGAGCCAGCGUAAACUGAAACUCCAGCAGCUUGAGGACGACUUCUAUACAUUUGUCAAUGUACAGGACGUGAGUCAGGCCAUGCAGAUCCCAUAUGAUGUCACUGACUUUGUAUACCAGUACUGGAAACUGAAGAGGAAAGCCAACCUUAACAAACCACUUAUAACUCCUAAGAAGGAUGAGGAAGACAACUUGGCCAAGCGGGAACAAGACUUUUUGAUUCGUCGUUUGCAACUGUUUACUCACCUGCGGCAGGAUCUAGAAAGGGUACGGAACCUCACAUACAUGGUGACUAGAAGGGAGAAGAUGAAGCGCUCUGUUUGCAAAGUUCAGGAGCAAAUUUUUAAUCUUUACACAAAGCUCAUGGAUCAGGACAGAAGCAGUGCCGGUGCCUUUUCAGAAAGCGACCUUCUCUUUAACACCCAGCCAUCUGGGCCAGAUGCUCCAAAAAUUGAGGAUUUGAAAUGGCAUUCUGCUUUCUUCAGGAAACAGCUUGGUUCUUCUUUGGGGCGAUCCAUGAAAGUAUCCCACAAAAAGAGCAGAGACAGAGAGAGGUCAUUGAGCAGCAUGAAAUCACAGUACUCUCAUUCGACUUACAGUGAUAAAAAGAGGGAUACGAUACCCAUGGAGUCUACAUUAUCUGCGGAGAAGGCCAUUGCCAAGGUGUCACCAGUCCAGCAGAAAAAUGGGGCCAGUAUGCCAGAACACAGAAAGAGACGAGACAGCCGCCCUCGGUGUGAUAUUAUAAAAGCAGAGCUAAAGGAGAAGCCCUAUAGGCAGCAGCACAAGACUCCACGGACAGGAGAGCCAGUGGAUAAACAGGUUGAGAACAAGAGAGCCCUAAGCCACUGUAGUAGUAAGACAACUGCCAUAGCCACGAAAAAGACCUCCGCUGGGAACAGCUUGUCUAAGUACAGUGGCUCCAUAAUCAAAAUACAUUGUAACCAGACUUCAGUAAAAGUGCCUACAAGCCCUGUGAAAAACUGGGGGGGAUUCCGAAUUCCAAAGAAAGGAGAAAGGCAGCCACAAAAAGCCGGAACUUGUCAAUCAAACACAAACUGCCAAUAUAUAGGCCUUGUCACGCCAAAUGAUAGGACAAAAGAUAAACUAAAGCUAGUCAGUGACAAUGAUGGCUACACCCCCGAUGCAGAGAUGAGCGACUCUGAAACAGAAUCGGCAGAGAAGUGUUCACUACGAAGGCUGUCAUCCAGCAACAACAUGAGCAGAGGGUACGAGACAGACAUUAUUAGGAGAAGCAUCCUAGCCUCUUAACUGGAAACCUUUCUAUAUACUCCAGGACAGACUGCUUCUAUACAGGAGACUAAAAAAGACUUAAACUGGUCAAUAGUCCACUCUUCCUGUACUUACUCCAGUGUGUUUACUUGCACUUGAAAUCCAGGACUUUCUUCCUACCCACAAUAUUUUCUUCCCUAUUCCUCUGAAAUGCAUCUGCUUAUGUUGGACAUAAGAGUGUGUCUAUGGGGCAGGUUUACAAGUUUGAGGGUAGGUGGCACUGGAUGUGCUUUCAUUUGUCCAUUUGGAAGCACAAUGAAGUCAUUUUGGAGUAAUACACAGUUUGGUUUUGGGUACACCAACUUGCACUUGUGGCCCGUUACAUUUCCUUGCACUUCUUUUUGAUAUGCAGGCAUGGUCUUAAGUAUCUUUUCAUUUGCCUGUUACACUGUUAUGUUAGCACAAUGGCCAAUUGGUACUUGGUGGCGUGGAAUCAAUAAUAUAAUGACCUAUAAAGAUGCUCCGGUUCACCACCUGGUGGGUGUGUGAGAUGCAAUAUGCACUUGAAAUUAUUUUGGAAGUUUGGGGUACUGGAAUAAAAGGGAGCACCCCUUUCCUCAAAAUAAAACUGCACUGUACACACAUGUUAAUGAGCUGUCCAUACUUCUUUGCCCUGCCGCAUGUCUGAGUCUCAUACUGUUCAUGUAGAAGGAGACUUCCAAGGCUACUAGGGCACUUGUGUGCCAUGUUUUAUUUGCAAGAUAAUCUCUUGGUUUGAUACAUGUCUAAGCAUUGAAAAUGCAACCAAGACAUAACGAUCCAGCUACACUAAACUGGCAUGGUGGGCAGACUAUUCAGAAAAGCUCAUGCCUGAGAAACCAGCUACACCCAGAUAUUAUAUGUCUUGUGGUGUCAGAUUGCUCUGAAUAUGGUUGCACGUGCAAAACUAAUGCUGUCUUCUAGAAAAUACUGACAGUGAUGCUCCUGUAUAUAGCUAUACAUGGAACAUUACAGCUGGGGACUUGUGAAUAUGCAUUCCGCUCCCACUUUUGGGGUAUUCACUACGACAUAACUUGUUCCGUUCUGUCGGGGGUAUUGAAUGCAGACAAUAAUAACUGACCUCCUUUCAUUCCCAGGGGAUGAAGGAUUUAUACAAGACAUAGAUGCUGGUUUCCAUAACUGUGCAUAUGAAUCCAUCACUGGUGUGCCUGCUUCCAGUAGAGGGAGCAUAUAUGUAAUGAGAAUAAAGUGUCCAAAGGAGCUGCUUAAUCCAGUCAGAUUAGAUAAAAUGAAAAACACUGCGCUUACUUGCCUGCAUUAUUUAGCUUUGAUGAGUAAUGUCUGCAGAGUCUUUUAGCUGGAAAGGUUUAUCAGAAAGAAUCCUUAGAUAGACAAAAGAAAGCCAUCUCUCGUUUCAAAGUUCCUUUCUUUGGAAUAUCGGAUAUCCUCUAUCAAGUUCUUUUUUAAAUUUUGUUUAGCGAUUUCUGUUCAAGUCUGGUUAAAUUAAAGGGGUAUUCCCAUCACAGACAAUGUGGCAUAUCGCUAGGAUAUGCCCC